AUGUUCGAACGCCAUUUCGAUCCUUCGACUCGAUGGUAUCAAGAGCUGGACAGGGACGAUAUCAACUUCUAUUUUGAAGUCCAGGUCAGGCGAGCCUACGGCAAACCCGACCCAAAGCGCAGAAUCUUGCUAGAACAGAUCACUUGCUCCGAGGUCUCCGAGUUAUGGUAUGAGAAAGCAACCCCAGAGGCCCAAACGUGUAUGAGCAUACGGGCGCGAUAUGCUCGGAAUCCAUGGCUUGACCUCACAAGCAACUCCAGAAUGAAAGUUAACAGUCUGAGCGCGAAGACGAACAAGUCAUUAGGGACGGUGGUCAUGGACAUAGUCUGGUGCUCUGCGGGGAAGGUGAACACCGUCAUCUCUUUUGGCCUUCUGGCUGCCUCAACCUGUAUCCUUAGCUCUCCUCUGCGCUCUCGCACCGAAUACGCCGUCAAAGACACCCACAAGGUACCAAGAAAAUGGCAUGAGGUCGGUUCAGCGCCUGCAAAUAAGCUGCUACACUUGCACAUUGGUCUCAAGCAAAGCCAAUUCGACGAGCUUGAAAGACAUCUCUAUGAAGUUUCGACGCCCUCCCACCCUCGCUAUGGUCAGCACCUCACCAAUGAAGAGGUUGACGAGCUGGUCAAGCCUGCCGAUGAUACCCUGAGCCUUGUUCACGACUGGCUCUUUGACAGUGGCAUUGAUCGAGCCCAGCUUAGUUAUAAUAGAGCGAAAGACUUCAUUCAAGUAUCGCUGCCUGUCCGUGAAAUUGAACGCCUUCUUGAUACCAAGUACUCGAUCUAUGAACACCUUGAUGGCGACCGCAUCAUUCGGGCUCCCAAAUGGUCGCUGCCAAAGCACUUACACGAACAUAUCGAUACGAUCCAGCCCACGAAUUCUUUCUUUCGACCUGCUGGCCGUCGAAGGACACUUAAGACGAUCAAACCAUUCGAGGAAGUUGAAGCCGCUCCUGCUCCGGACUUCUCCGCUGAGACCGAAGUUGCUGCCACGCCUGAUUCUGCGAAUGCUGCCGUGGCCAAGGUAUGCAAUACAACCUUCGUGACGCCACUGUGUCUUCGAACCUUCUACGGGACCAAAGGAUACACACCGCAAGUGCCAGGCAAGAACCAAAUCGGCUUGACGGACUUUUUGGGGGAGGCAAACAACCGUUCCGAUGUCCAGAUAUUCCUCGAGAUGUUUCGCAAGGGCGCAGCAUCAGAGGCCGAGACUUUUAGCGUUGAUGUCAUCAAUGGAGGCGAUAACCAGCAGACGCCUGACACUCCUGCACAGUUGGCCGCAGGAAAGGAUCUGGAGGGGAAUCUUGACGCUGAGACGAUCAUUGGCAUUGAUUACCCGACUCCGCUUACUGCAUUUACGACGGGUGGAAUGCCUCCAUUUAAUCCAGAUGAUCUCACUCCCACCGACACCAAUGAGCCUUAUUUGCAAUUCCUCAACGCAGUAUUGGACAUUGAUACCCUUCCUCAAAUUAUCAGCUCUUCCUACGGUGACGACGAGCAAACUGUUCCCGAAGCCUACGCCAAAAAAGUCUGCAACCUCUUUGCUCAACUGGGAGCCAAAGGCACAUCCUUCCUUACUGCAAGUGGUGACAACGGUGUCGGACCUACUGCCGACUGCUUCACCAACGAUGGCAACAAUACCGCUACCUUCCUCCCCUCCUUCCCAGACGGGUGCCCCUACGUUACCAGUGUCGGAGCCACUAAGAACUUCAAUCCUGAAGUCGUGGCGUUUGACACAGAAAAUGGCUUUUCAAGCGGCGGCGGUUUCAGCAACUACUUUGCUCGUCCAACAUACCAAAAUGACAACAGUGUCGUAAAGAAUUACAUCUCGAGUUUAGGCGGCGAGUUCAAUGGUCUCUACAAUAAAGCUGGCCGAGGCUAUCCAGACAUCGCUGCCCAGGGUCAACGGUUUGUUACCAUCUGGAAUGGAACUAUCACCAUCCUUGAUGGCACGAGUGCUUCUACACCUACAGCCUCUGCCAUCUUAGCUCUGGUCAAUGAUGCCCUACUCGCAGCUGGCAAGCCCGCUCUUGGGUUCCUAAAUCCAUGGCUGUACUCGACGGGCUAUUCUUCGUUCUCAGACAUUACGAGUGGCUCGGCUAUUGGUUGCGGAGGAAGUGGCUUCCCAGCAUUGGCCGGUUGGGAUGCUGUUUCUGGGUUUGGAACACCGCAUUUCCCCAGUGUCAAGGCAUUGGCUCUAAGCUCAAACGCAAAGGAGCGAGUUUAA
Letharia columbiana is the source of this 2223-nucleotide messenger RNA. RefSeq lists its product as uncharacterized. The transcript has 7 exons. Gene Ontology annotation, biological process: proteolysis. Gene Ontology annotation, molecular function: tripeptidyl-peptidase activity; serine-type endopeptidase activity. The record is from RefSeq and is a predicted model, not a curated record. NCBI's taxonomy places the organism in Eukaryota, Fungi, Ascomycota, Lecanoromycetes, Lecanorales, Parmeliaceae. Bases 1 to 2223 code for a protein of 740 amino acids.